Molecule: messenger RNA, 2706 nt
Organism: Clonostachys rhizophaga
Lineage: Eukaryota; Fungi; Ascomycota; Sordariomycetes; Hypocreales; Bionectriaceae
Source: the annotation of a GenBank genome assembly
AUGGCGGACAUAGAUUCAAGUAACCCUUUAGACCAAGGGGCGAGAGACCGCAUCCGUCUUGCUCAGGAGUUUCUCGACCCAGGCGAUGCUCAUGCCCGUAGUUAUCGAUCCAACAUCAUCUUGAUGCUUCAGAAAAAUCUACGUCGCUUGACAGUCAACCUCGACCAUGUGCGGAACCAUAAUCCCGAGCUUGCCCAGGGCAUCUUGACACAACCAUUCGACUACACCUUGGCAUUCAAUGAAGCGCUCAAGAGCAUUGUGGAUACCAUCCAACCUCGUUCAGGUCCGAAAAAUCGUGAACACCAACCUUACUACUGCGCCUGGGCAGGAAGCUUCGGCCUUCACGCUUGCAACCCGCGCACACUUUCAUCCCAACACCUCAACUAUAUGGUAUCUCUAGAGGGCAUUGUCACUCGAUGUUCAUUAAUCCGCCCAAAGAUCGUCAAGAGCGUACAUUACAAUGAGAACAAAGAUGUGCUAGUCACUCAAACUUACUCAGACCAGACCAUGACCAAUGGUGCGACAACCUCAAGUGUCUACCCUCGAGAGGAUGCGAACGGGAACCCCCUUAUCACCGAAUACGGCCUCUGUACAUACCAAGAUCACCAAACUAUCUCGAUCCAGGAAAUGCCCGAGCGCGCACCCGCCGGUCAGCUUCCUCGAGGAGUAGAUGUCAUUCUUGACGACGACUUGGUUGACAGUGUCAAGCCAGGUGACAGGAUCCAGCUUGUGGGAAUUUACCGAACUCUCGGAAAUAGAAACACCAACCACAAUAGCGCCCUGUUCAAGACUGUUAUAUUGGCAAACAAUGUUGUCCUUCUGUCUUCCAAGUCUGGCGGCGGGGUUGCCACUGCCACCAUUACCGACACCGACAUUCGAAACAUCAACAAGGUGUCAAAGAAGAAAAAUCUUCUCGAGCUAUUAUCGCAGUCUUUGGCACCCAGUAUUUAUGGCCAUGACUACAUCAAAAAGGCCAUUUUACUCAUGCUGUUGGGCGGCAUGGAGAAGAAUCUCGAAAACGGGACACACUUACGUGGUGACAUCAACAUAUUGAUGGUUGGCGAUCCAUCCACAGCCAAGAGUCAACUUUUGAGGUUUGUUCUCAAUACUGCCCCGCUUGCUAUUGCCACUACAGGCCGCGGUUCGUCUGGUGUCGGUUUAACGGCUGCCGUAACUACUGAUAAGGAGACUGGUGAGAGGCGACUUGAAGCGGGUGCGAUGGUCAUGGCAGACCGUGGUGUCGUGUGCAUUGACGAAUUUGACAAGAUGUCUGAUAUUGACCGCGUUGCCAUCCACGAAGUAAUGGAACAGCAAACUGUGACAAUCGCUAAGGCUGGCAUACACACCUCUCUCAACGCCCGGUGCAGUGUAGUUGCAGCCGCAAAUCCCAUCUUUGGCCAGUAUGACCCUCACAAAGACCCCCAUAAGAACAUUGCGUUACCAGACUCUCUUUUGUCUCGUUUCGAUCUUCUGUUCGUUGUCACAGACGACAUUGAGGACACACGGGACCGCAAGGUCUCAGAGCAUGUGCUUCGUAUGCACCAAUACCGUGUAGCUGGUUCUGAAGAAGGCGCACCGGUGCGAGAUCAGGGCUCUCAGUCCUUGGGUGUGUCAAUGAAUCUUCAAUCCGAAGCUCAGGGCCCAACGGAAAUGUAUGAGAAAUACAAUGAAAUGCUUCAUGCGGGUGUCACUGUGACCUCGGGUCGAGGCUCGCAGAAAAAGACAGAAGUUUUGACUAUGCCCUUUAUGAAGAAGUACAUACAGUAUGCCAAAACUCGAAUUAAGCCGGUUCUAACACAAGAGGCUUCGGAAAGAAUCGCCGAAAUAUAUGUCGGUCUACGCAACGAUGAGAUGGAGGGAAAUCAAAGACGAACAAGCCCCUUGACAGUCAGAACCUUGGAGACGAUAAUUCGUUUAGCUACUGCUCACGCGAAAUCGCGAUUAUCUAACAGGGUGGAGGAAAGGGAUGCUUUGGCUGCAGAGGGCAUCCUCCGAUUUGCCUUAUUCAAGGAAGUGGUAGAGGACUCACGUAAAAAGCGAAGACGGACACAGGCCACAGUUGAUUUUGCCUCCUCCAGCGAUGAGAACUCCGAUGCCGAGGAGGGUGAAAACGAGCCGGUCCGUUCAAAUCGCAGCGCUAGGCAGUCAACCCAGACAACCCGAGCCACGACACGCUCGCAGUCUGGACCUGCUUCAUCUACAGCUACCAACGGUGUCGGCGAAGCUGAUCAAGUGGAAACGGAUGUUGACGCCACGGACCCCAGAGUGAUCUCCAGCCAAAACACACCACGGCGAUCUACGAGGAGCACGAGGUCAGGAAAUGUGGAUUCUCAGUCUCAGACUUCGUUUGCUUCAUCCAUGCCUGCCUCUCAGCUACCAUCGUCGGGAACCCAUGCUGCUGAACGAUCGCAGGACGACGAGCAACUUGUCGAUGGUGCAUCCAACCUCGCUCUCAAUGACGAUGAAGAGCCAAUUACUCCUGCACGGUUAGCCACAUUUAGAACGGCAUUGGGACAACUCCUUGGCACGAACUUGUUCGAGGAUGACUCCGCCCCCCUCGAAGCUGUUGUUGAUGCUGUGAACGCCAAAAUUGGAAACCGGGACGGGGGUCGUUUCAAUCGUGGAGAAGCCACGAAAGCAUUGAAGAAGCUGUCAGAAGCUAACCAUAUAAUGUUGUCCGAUGACGAUAUUGUCUUCCAGAUCUAA